Messenger RNA from Manis pentadactyla (Chinese pangolin), 6118 nucleotides. Its product is annotated as dedicator of cytokinesis protein 11-like. The transcript has 41 exons. NCBI's taxonomy places the organism in Eukaryota, Metazoa, Chordata, Mammalia, Pholidota, Manidae. The coding region runs from base 882 to 5318 and encodes 1478 amino acids. Gene Ontology annotation, molecular function: guanyl-nucleotide exchange factor activity. The record is from RefSeq and is a predicted model, not a curated record. Gene Ontology annotation, biological process: marginal zone B cell differentiation; small GTPase-mediated signal transduction; positive regulation of filopodium assembly.
UGUUGUGUGUGAUAGCAGCUUUAUUUAUUUAGCUAUACGUCUAAUAAUAAAUGAUAAAGCUGAAUAGGAAAGUUAGAUAAGGGAUAUGUUCUAGAGUGCAGGGCAAAGCCACUGUGAAAUCAUGAUAAUUCUAAAAAGUGAAGGUUCUCCAAGUCUCUGUUGCCAACAGAGUUACAGCUGAAUGCUCCUGGAAGGGAAAUGGAGGGUAUGGUUUUUUGGUGCUGGCUCCUCUUGUAGCUUCUCUCUUCAUCUUCCAGUUUGAAUUGUGCUUUUAAUGCCUGCUGGGGAGAGCGGUGGAGAAAAACGAUGAGAUCGAAGGCAGGUGAGGGGGGCACUCAGUCCUUCAUCCUUUUAUUAUAGAGAUGAAGCCUGAUUCACAGACCUAGGUCUUCUGUUAGGGGAACCUUUGUGGGACCCAGAAUAGCCACUCCAACUUUUUCUACAAUCAGGGUACCCCUGACGAAGGAAAGACGAAUGAAGACCCAGAGCGCUUAGUUUCAGCAGUUUUAAAUGAAAAGGGGAAACCUUGUUUCCUAACAUGAGUAUAUGGCUUCCAAAACACAUGGAGAGAGCUGUAAGUUUCAUUUUCAGAAGGCUCAUACUGUGCAUUUAAAAAAUGAUUCAUUUGGACAUACGCUUUUUCGUAUUAAUCGGACAACUCCAUUAGAAAACUUAAGGAGGAUUUUGCAUUUCUUUUUCAAAGUUACUUGGAGCAGGCACUUGAGAAAUUAUUGUACAGAGAGAUUAACAGGUGCUAAAUCAACAGGUUAAACAUUGAAACUUGAAGACUGUUUUAUUCAGUGUGCGUUGAGAGGGUAGUUGGCACUAAAAGCAAGACUUGGAAAGCAUUUUCAGUGCCUGAGGAAGGCUUGCUGCCUUAGAUGGGGCUUUAUGCAUUUAACUGCUCUGAGAAAUUGCAGACUGUGAAUAUUAGACGUGGAACAUGCGGUCACAGCGUCCUUUCACUUGGGUCCAUGAAAACACAGUGGAUUUGGAACAAGGAAAAGACCAAAAUUGUUGAGCCCUUGGACUAUGAGAAUGUUAUCGCCCAACGAAAAACCCAGAUUUACAGCGACCCCCUCAGAGACCUGCUUAUGUUUCCGAUGGAAGAUAUAUCUAUCUCAGUGAUAAAUCGUCAGCGCAGAACAGUGCAGUCCACUGUACCAGAAGAUGCUGAGGAAAGGGCCCAGAGUUUGUUUGUCAAAGAGUGUAUUAAAACCUAUAGCACAGAUUGGCAUGUGGUAAACUACAAGUAUGAAGACUUCUCUGGGGACUUUCGAAUGUUGCCAUGCAAGUCUCUGAGACCAGAAAAGAUUCCCAAUCAUGUAUUUGAGAUUGAUGAGGACUGUGAGAAAGAUGAGGAUUCAUCUUCUUUAUGUUCUCAGAAAGGCGGUGUGAUAAGACAAGGCUGGUUGCAUAAAGCAAAUGUAAAUAGCACCAUCACGGUUACCAUGAAGGUAUUCAAGAGACGGUAUUUUUACUUAACUCAACUUCCUGAUGGUUCAUAUAUUCUCAAUUCCUAUAAAGAUGAGAAAAAUUCAAAAGAAUCUAAAGGUUGCAUCUACUUGGACGCCUGCAUUGACGUUGUUCAGUGCCCGAAAAUGCGCCGUCAUGCUUUUGAACUCAAGAUGUUAGAUAAGUACAGCCAUUAUCUGGCUGCUGAAACUGAGCAGGAAAUGGAGGAGUGGUUGAUAACUUUGAAAAAGAUCAUUCAGAUCAAUACGGACAGUUUAGUGCAAGAGAAAAAAGAGACGGUAGAAACAGCACAAGAUGAUGAAACUAGCAGCCAAGGAAAAGCCGAGAACAUCAUGGCCAGUUUGGAAAGGAGCAUGCAUCCGGAACUGAUGAAGUAUGGAAGAGAAACUGAACAGCUAAACAAACUCAGUAGAGGAGAUGGAAGACAGAAUCUCUUUUCUUUUGAUUCGGAAGUUCAGAGGUUGGACUUUUCAGGAAUUGAACCCGAUAUAAAGCCAUUUGAGGAAAAGUGCAAUAAACGUUUCCAAGUAAAUUGCCAUGAUUUAACAUUCAAUGUCUUGGGUCAAGUUGGAGACAAUGCCAAGGGACCGCCCACGAACGUUGAACCGUUUUUUAUCAGUCUUGCCUUAUUCGAUAUAAAGAACAAUUGUAAGAUUUCAGCUGACUUCCACAUAGACCUGAACCCCCCAUCUGUCCGUGAGAUGCUGUGGGGUGCUUCAACCCAACCGGCCAGUGAUGGAAAUGCAAAAGGUUCCUCACCUGAGUCUGUCAUUCAUGGAAUUGCUGAAUCUCACUUACGCUACAUAAAGCAGGGAAUUUUCUCAGUGACAAAUCCACAUCCUGAAAUUUUCCUAGUUGCAAGAAUUGAGAAGGUGCUCCAGGGAAACAUUACGCACUGCGCAGAGCCCUACAUCAAAAAUUCAGACCCAACAAAGACAGCCCAGAAGGUGUACAGGACAGCUAAGCAAGUGUGUAGCCGCCUUGGACAGUACAGAAUGCCCUUUGCUUGGGCUGCCAGACCCAUUUUCAAAGAUACUCAAGGCUCUCUGGAUCUGGAUGGGAGAUUUUCUCCUUUUUAUAAACAAGACAGUAGCAAGCUUUCAAAUGAGGACAUUCUCAAGUUGCUCUCAGAAUACAAGAAGCCAGAGAAGACCAAACUGCAGAUUAUUCCUGGGCAGCUGAACAUCACAGUAGAGUGUGUUCCUGUGGAUUUAUCAAAUUGUAUUACUUCUUCCUAUGUGCCCCUGAAGCCUUUUGAAAAGAAUUGUCAAAAUAUUACUGUGGAGGUUGAAGAGUUUGUUCCAGAAAUGACAAAAUAUUGUUAUCCAUUUACUAUUUACAGAAACCAUCUGUAUGUAUAUCCCUUGCAAUUAAAAUAUGAUAGCCAGAAAACAUUUGCCAAGGCGAGGAACAUCGCUGUUUGUAUGGAAUUCCGGGAUUCAGAUGAAAGUGAUGGUGGCCCUCUGAAGUGUAUUUAUGGAAAACCUGCAGGAUCUGUUUUUACCACAAAUGCUUAUGCUGUCGUCUCGCAUCACAACCAAAAUCCAGAGUUCUACGAUGAGGUUAAAAUUGAGCUUCCCAUUCACCUGCAUCAAAAACAUCAUGUGCUUUUCACUUUCUACCAUGUAAGCUGUGAAAUUAGCACGAAGGGAACAACCAAAAAGCAGGACACAGUUGAAACUCCAGUCGGCUUUGCCUGGUUCCCUUUGCUGAAGGACGGUAGAAUCAUCACAUUUGAGCAGCAGCUGCCAGUUUCAGCCAAUCUUCCCCCGGGCUACUUGAAUCUGAAUGAUGGCGAAUCAAGAAGGCAGUCUAAUGUGGAUAUUAAGUGGGUAGAUGGUGCAAAGCCUUUGUUGAAGAUUAAAAGCCACCUAGAGUCUACCAUUUACACUCAAGAUCUGCAUGUGCACAAAUUCUUCCAUCACUGCCAGCUGGUUCAGUCAGGCUGGAAAGAAGUUCCAGGGGAGCUCAUUAAAUAUUUAAAGUGUUUGCAUGCCAUGGAGAUCCAGGUCAUGAUACAAUUUCUACCUGUAAUUCUUAUGCAACUCUUCCGAGUUCUCACAAAUAUGACCCCUGAAGAUGACGUUCCUAUCAACUGUACCAUGGUUCUCUUACAUAUUGUCUCUAAGUGCCACGAAGAAGGCUUGGAUAGUUAUUUAAGAUCCUUCAUAAAGUAUAGCUUCCGACCUGAGAAACCGAGUGCCCCUCAGGCCCAGCUGAUACAUGAAACUCUGGCUACUACGAUGAUAGCAAUAUUGAAACAGUCUGCAGACUUUUUAGCAAUAAACAAACUACUAAAGUACUCAUGGUUUUUCUUUGAAAUUAUUGUGAAGUCUAUGGCCACAUACUUGUUGGAAGAGAAUAAAAUUAAGCUUCCCAGAGGCCAGAGAUUUCCUGAGGCGUAUCAUCAUGUCUUACAUUCAUUGCUCCUUGCAAUAAUUCCCCAUGUGACUAUUCGCUAUGCGGAGAUCCCUGAUGAGUCUAGAAAUGUCAAUUAUAGUUUGGCCAGCUUCCUAAAGCGGUGUUUCACGCUAAUGGAUAGAGGAUUUGUUUUCAAUUUGAUAAAUGACUAUAUAUCUGGAUUCAGCCCCAAAGAUCCUAAGGUUCUGGCUGAAUACAAGUUCGAAUUUCUGCAAACAAUCUGCAAUCAUGAGCAUUACAUUCCUCUGAAUUUGCCAAUGGCAUUUGCAAAACCUAAACUUCAGCGAGUUCAAGAUUUUUUUUCAUUUGCGGUGGACCGUUUGACUUCAGUAGAUUCAAAUCUUGAGUACAGUUUAUCAGAUGAGUAUUGCAAACACCACUUCUUGGUUGGUCUACUUCUGAGGGAAACCUCCAUUGCUCUUCAAGACAAUUACGAGAUCAGAUAUACAGCUAUCUCUGUCAUAAAGAAUCUGUUGAUAAAGCAUGCGUUUGAUACUAGAUAUCAGCACAAGAACCAGCAAGCCAAAAUAGCACAAUUGUACCUCCCAUUUGUUGGACUGCUUUUGGAAAAUAUACAGCGCUUGGCAGGUCGAGAUACCUUGUAUUCCUGUGCAGCCAUGCCUAAUUCUGCAUCCAGGGAUGAGUUUGCAUGUGGCUUCACUUCACCGACAAAUAGAGGGAGUCUGAGCGCUGACAAAGACACUGCUUACGUGUCUUUUCAAAACGGACAUGGAAUUAAGAGGGAAGAUUCAAGAGGUUCCCUUGUCCCCGAAGGAAUGACAGGAUUUCCAGAUCAGGGCAGCACGGGUGAAAACACCCGACAGAGUUCUACAAGGAGUAGUAUAUCCCAGUAUAACCGAUUGGAUCAAUAUGAAAUUAGAAGCCUCUUGAUGUGCUAUCUGUAUAUAGUAAAGAUGAUUUCUGAAGAUACUCUCUUAACUUACUGGAAUAAAGUAUCUCCUCAGGAGCUCAUAAACAUUCUCAUACUACUAGAAGUAUGUCUGUUUCAUUUUAGAUACACGGGGAAAAGAAACAUAGCAAGGGUGCAUGAUGCCUGGCUGUCAAGACACUUUGGAGUAGACCGAAAAUCGCAAACCAUGCCGGCUCUUCGAAACCGAUCAGGAGUAAUGCAGGCCCGGCUUCAGCAUCUUAGUAGCCUGGAAAGUUCAUUUACACUUAAUCACAGUUCUGCAACAACCGAAGCAGACAUUUUUCAUCAGGCCCUUCUUGAAGGCAAUACUGCUACUGAAGUUUCCCUAACAGUGCUAGAUACCAUAUCGUUUUUCACCCAGUGCUUCAAGAAACCACAUAAAAUCUAUCAGGAAAUAUUCCUAUGGCAACACCCCAAUCAUCUGCAGCUGAAACAACCAGCAACACAGCAGGCUCCAAGUCCUUGGGCAGAAGUCAGUGAAAGUCCAUAGAGGCCAACCAGCUUCAAAGAGUUGAAGACAAGUUCUUUGAAACACCAGACCAAUGACACUGCCACGCAGACCUUGAGACUAAAGAAACUGAGUAGUUAGAAAGUCAAUGGUGUAACAACUCUUGCCAGGUAGAUGGAAUACGGAAGAGUGAACACAGAGAGAGAGGUAGAGCACAGUAAGGAAAGGGGGAAAGAGGGCAAGCAAAGAACACAACGCUGACAAGAGGAAGAAGGCAGGAUAGGUAAAACCAAGGCAAACAAGGUGCAGUGAAUUAGAAAAUUCAGAACACACCAAGACCAUGCUGAUUAAGUAGGGGAGGAUUGUGGCUCCUCAGCUUCUUUACAUACUUGAAAACAAAUGUAGGACAGAUCACAAACAUGUAGAUGAACUAAUAGUGUUCAUCUUAGAACUAGAAUUAAAACAAUAUUUUUUCUUAAAUGUAUGUAGCUAAUACAUUACAAUUUAGGAAUCCAAAAUCUGGAUUUUCUGAUAGCCAAAAAUCAAAUUAUAAAACAAGACUUUGUUUUCUUACAUUCCUCAAUUUACCAAAGUCAUUUGAAAAUAAAGCCACAUGUUUAACAAGUGUUGGCGACCAACUUUUAAUAAUACUUUUUUAUUUUCAGAAACAUAUGCUAACCAUCAACAACAUGAUCAGGGUCCCACUGCCCCAGAUGUUAUUUCAUUGGUACAUUAUAUCAAUAUUUACAAAGGCUUUCAAAUUCAACAACACAAAACAAAACAGCUUAAUUUUUCAAACUACAAUGCUUUAAAAAAAUGUAAACAGUUCAUUUUUACAUUAU